AUGCGCGCUUCCGCCCACCCAACGCUGCUUCUUCGCUUGACUUGGAUCGACGUCGAUGUGGUUGCCAAGGCUACAUCCGAAGGACUAGUCUCUACGCGCCGCGCGCCUCUGCACUGUACACCCCAUCCCAGUGCCAGUGCGGCGGCGGCGGCGGCGGCGCAGCCCACUAACCAAUGCGUCGCUCUUCGGCUGCCAUGCAAGCGAGAGUCGUGCUACACGCCCUUGCUGGGAAGGGUUGCUGCUACACUAGGCGAAGAUGCGCACGGCCGAGCCAAUGCACGUCUGCACGAGCGCAACGAUAAGCGAGUUCCUGCUAAACCCAUUCGCGACCGCUCCCGUUCCAGCCCUCUUGUUUGCAGGUCUCUCGGCCUGCGACUAGAUCUUCCAACUCGAGCCUACUUUGUGCUCUUCUUGUUGUACGACGGUAUCGACGGUGUUGACGACGCGGCCGAGAUUGCCAUGAACAAGGCGACACGACGUUCGGGAAGCAUCUCCCACGUCAAAACGACACACAUUGCAGAGAAGCAGCCACCCUUGUUGCAGCCACCAAUAGCAUCCGCGCGAUGA
Molecule: messenger RNA, 567 nt
Organism: Moesziomyces antarcticus
Lineage: Eukaryota; Fungi; Basidiomycota; Ustilaginomycetes; Ustilaginales; Ustilaginaceae
Exons: 3
Coding region: 1-567 (188 amino acids)
Source: RefSeq, a predicted model, not a curated record